AUGCACACAUUCUCCAAUCAUCCAAUCGGGUUGCUACCGGUAGAGCAGAACUAUGACCCGUCGAAACCUUCGAUAGCGGAAUUUUUUACUGGCCGUGACAUCUUUGUCACCGGCGGCACGGGUUUCAUGGGCAAGGUUUUAAUCGAAAAGCUGCUGCGAUCCUGUUCCGAGCUAAACAAUAUCUACAUUCUGAUACGCGAGAAGAAACAGAAAUCUAUCAAGGAGCGCAUAGUGGAGAUGCAACAGCUGCCGUUGUUCGAUAAACUUCGCGAGGAGCAGCCGGAACUGCUGAACAAGAUGGUACCGGUGCAAGGUGAUGUUUCCCUUCUAGGGCUCGGCCUUUCCCAGACCGAUAUCGAGAUGAUGCGUAAUGUGUCGGUCAUCUUUCACGUUGCUGCUAGCGUACGAUUCGACGAUCCGCUCAAGACCGCAAUAUUGCUGAACACGCGCGGUACACGUGAGCUGGUCCGUUUUGCCGAACAAUUGCCCGCGCUGCGUGUGCUAAUGCACGUUUCCUCCACCUAUUCGAACCCGGAUCGAUAUGUGAUUGAGGAAGAGGUUUAUCCAGCUUAUGCCGAUUGGCGCGACACAAUACGGAUUGCGGAAACGUUCGACGAGCAGACGCUCGAUGUGCUCGCACCGAAGUAUAUGGGUUUCCUGCCCAACACGUACGUGUUUACCAAAAGUCUUGCGGAACAGAUUGUCAACGAGCAUAAGGACCGGUUGCCAAUGAUUUUGUUCCGGCCAUCGAUUGUUAUCUCGUCGAUGAAAGACCCGAUUCCGGGUUGGAUGGAUAACUUUAACGGUCCGGUUGGUUUGUUGGUUGGCUGUGGCAUUGGCAUAUGCCGUACGAUGUACUGCGAUCCCAACAAUAUUGCCGACUUUACACCGGUUGACGUGUGCAUCAAGGCAAUGAUCGUUGCAGCGUGGAAACGUGGCACCGAACCUGUGCCCAGCAAAUCUAAUCAAGAUCUUCCGAUCUACAAUUGCUGUAUAUCCAACUUGAGAAACUCUACCAUGUCACAGAUAGUGGAAAUGGGACGUACCUUAUCGGAUGAGAUUCCACUGGAUAAAUGCAUUUGGGCUCCCGGUGGCGGUAUAACACAAAUACGUAUUCACAACUUGAUACGUGUGCUUCUGUAUCAUAUACUGCCUGCUAUAUUAAUCGAUGGAAUAUUUCGUCUGAUGGGUCAAAAGCCAUUCUUGGCGAAGUUACAAAGAAAAAUCUACACAGCAAACGUAGCACUCGAGUAUUUCAUUCUGAAUAAUUGGGACUUCAAAAAUGGCAACUUUAUAAAGCUAGCAUCGGAAAUUAAACCGGAGGACAACAAAGACUUUUACUAUCGGGACUUUAUCGAGUUCGAUGUAACGCUGUAUUUCCGCAAUUGCAUUCUCGGUGCUCGGCGAUACCUGCUAAAGGAGAAGGACGAAAAUAUUCCGAGAGCGCUUACACAUCUUAAACGGAUGAAGUUGUUGGAUAAAAUUUGCAAAACUAUGAUUGUGGCAGUCUUUCUUUACAUCAUUCUUAUUCAGUUUGAUAUGCUAGGCAUGAUACUCUAUCUGAUUUCUUACAAACCAUCGUAUGGUUUAGAUAUCGAUUGUAAAUGAAUAGCCUGCUCGUGCUUGGGCAGCUGAAGGAGUUUUCAAUUAUCACUGUAGGGUUCUGUGGUCAGUAAAGUUAAUGGUAAAAUAGCUCAUGUAUGAAGAAAAUGUUAAAUCAUAAUGUUUGUUUAGCAACGGUUUACAAAUCGUGCCACUCUUUAUCUUUUUUUUGAAUAAAAUGGGAUUUGAAUGGUACUGGAAGCAAAAAAUUUGGCACAGAAAAAUGUUCUCCUUCUGC
Molecule: messenger RNA, 1840 nt
Organism: Anopheles funestus (African malaria mosquito)
Lineage: Eukaryota; Metazoa; Arthropoda; Insecta; Diptera; Culicidae
Product: putative fatty acyl-CoA reductase CG5065
Exons: 6
Coding region: 1-1608 (535 amino acids)
Biological process (GO): long-chain fatty-acyl-CoA metabolic process
Cellular component (GO): peroxisome
Molecular function (GO): alcohol-forming very long-chain fatty acyl-CoA reductase (NADP+) activity
Source: RefSeq, a predicted model, not a curated record